Molecule: messenger RNA, 1251 nt
Organism: Arachis ipaensis
Lineage: Eukaryota; Viridiplantae; Streptophyta; Magnoliopsida; Fabales; Fabaceae
Source: RefSeq, a predicted model, not a curated record
CUGGUAGAGGUACCGAAGAGUCGGGGAAAUCGUAACAUGCAACGAUAUUAUUUCAGGUCCACAUCUGUAAAGAUUGCACGGAUGUGGUCUUCGUGGCUUCUCAAACAUUAUCCUGAGCCAUUUGAUUAUGCCGAGGCUGGUGUGGAUAAGCUCCAUCUUGAUGCUCCGGAUGAGAAGUUGAUGGAAUUCCUCCCAAUGUUUGAUGUGGUUGUUCUUUCUUCCGGUCAUUGGUUUGCCAAGAAGUCUGUGUACAUUUUGAACAACGAGAUUGUGGGCGGGCAGUUGUGGUCGCCGCCCAAAUCUCAUCAGGACAAAAUGAAGAUUAACAGUAUUCAAGCAUACGAUAUAUCUGCUGAAACGAUUCUUACUUCCAUUCUUGCGCAUCCAAAAUACAAGGGGCAUACAAUUGUGUGCUCUUACUCGCCGGAUCACUACGAGGGUGGUGCCUGGAACACGGGUGGAUCGUGCACGGGGAAGGUGAAGCCUCUUGGUCCGGGCGAACUGGGGGAGAACGAAUUCACAAAUGUCAUGCAUGCACAACAGGUUAAUGGUUUCAACCGUGCUAUGCAGAAUGCAACAAAUGCAUCAAGGUUGAAGUUAAUGGAUAUCACUGAAGUUUUUCAGUACAGGCAUGAUGGCCAUCCUGGUCCAUACAGGAGCACUGAUCCAAAUAAGAUCACAAAGCGUGGACGGGAUGGAAGGCUGCCACCGCAGGAUUGCUUGGAUUGGUGCAUGCCAGGCCCUGUGGUCUGCGUGGAUACCUGGAAUGAGCUCGUGAUGGAGAUCAUUAGGCGAGAAUAUGAAGGUUCAAGUGCAUCGUGAUUGGUUGAGUGACUCGGUAGGAAAUGAAAGUUUCUUGGGGAGAGACAAAAAUAGUUAAGUUGUAUUACUUGUAUAUUUUCAUAGAAGAAAAUAUUAACAUUGUAGAGAUAGAGGAAUGCUAGAGGGCCAGCAACUUUUGUGAUUUGUAGCCAUCAAAUAGCCAUCAAUGAUGGUUUUAAUAGUGUGAGAUUGGUGUGAGAUUUCAUCCAAUGGUUCACUUUUCUUUGCUGGUUACAUGCUGGCUAGAAUUUAACAAAGUUGCUGGUCCCCUAGACUUUUCCGUAGAGAAAUUAAUUUAUUUGUAUUUGGGUUCGGCUGAUAAGCUAUUUGCUUAUUCCUUAACCCUCAAAGGCCAUUAGUACACCUGAUAUGGCUACGUAUGUAAUUACCAAGUUUUGAUUUUUAAUAUACCACAUCAUAUUUUUUUAA